This is a messenger RNA of Dama dama (fallow deer), 5047 nucleotides long. It is a transcript of the gene ZNF331, whose product is annotated as zinc finger protein 331. Gene Ontology annotation, biological process: regulation of transcription by RNA polymerase II. Gene Ontology annotation, molecular function: DNA-binding transcription factor activity, RNA polymerase II-specific; RNA polymerase II cis-regulatory region sequence-specific DNA binding. The coding region runs from base 750 to 2009 and encodes 419 amino acids. The record is from RefSeq and is a predicted model, not a curated record. NCBI's taxonomy places the organism in Eukaryota, Metazoa, Chordata, Mammalia, Artiodactyla, Cervidae. The transcript is spliced from 6 exons.
UUUUUUCCACGCUCUGGUUUCCUGGCGACGCUGUCCGGAGUUAACCUGCACGCCUGCGCUCCCUCCCUCCCGACACCGUGUUAGUUGUUUGGCCCAGAGCGGCCAGCUGUCCUCCAGAAAAAGCAUCUUGAAGAAGAAGACAGAUUAUCACAGAUCUUCACAUCAAGUUCCAGAUCUGGCAUCUCUGGAUUUUGUGUUUUCAGUAAAGGAGACCCCAGGAGCACUGACCAGUCCUUGACUUCUAGAACUAUGGCCCACAGGCGGACCUCAUAAAAGAUAACCUGGCAAAAUGAUGAACCUGAGGCUUGAAAACAUUCAAACCUGCAAGCCUGAUUUUCUAAGGGACGCGUGGGUUUGGUGACCUUCUCGGAUGUGGCCAUCGACUUCUCUCAGGAGGAGUGGGCAUGUCUGGACUCCAGGCAGAGGGACUUGUACUGGGAUGUGAUGCUGGAGAACUACAGUAACCUGGUCUCACUGGGUAAGUUCCCUGCCUCGGACAACCCGGACUCUGUGCCCACACCAUCACCUUCCUCCACGGUGAGCUUCAGGACCAUCUUUCAAGAGCCUCAUUGAAUUUCUUUCUUCCUGCUCUCAAGGGACAUUUUGAGCUUUGUCCAGUCGGAAAUGGGCAUCACGUGUACACCUGUACCUCCUCACCCAUCUGCAAUCUUCCCACCGCUGUCUGGCCCUCAUAUUUGGAAUCACCGUACGAGACCAAGAGUUUACCUUCACAAAAGAACACUUAUGGGAUGAAUUUUUCCAAAGGGACCUCAAAUAGAAAAAGUAAAUCCCGUGGCCUUGACUGGACGUGUGAAGGUGAGCUGGACAGAUCACGGGCCCCUCAAGAGGGACGUGCCAGUCAAAGGAUAAUCAGCUGUGGGGAUACCCCCACUUAUAGAGAAAGCGCCCCUGUCCGGCCACAGCAGAGACUCCCUAACAGAGAAAAUUCCUAUGAAUGUAAGGAAUGUGGGAAGGCCUUUAGCCGAGGCUAUCAGCUUACUCAGCAUCAGAAGAUUCACACAGGCGAGAAACCCUAUCAAUGUAAAGAAUGUAAAAAGGCCUUCCGUUGGGGCAAUCAGCUUACUCAGCAUCAGAAAAUCCACACCGGCGAGAAACCUUACGAAUGUAAAGACUGCGGGAAGGCCUUCCGAUGGGGCUCGAGCCUCGUGAUCCAUAGGAGAAUCCACACGGGAGAGAAGCCCUACGAGUGUAAGGACUGCGGGAAGGCCUUCCGGCGCGGCGACGAGCUCACCCAGCAUCAGAGAUUCCACACGGGGGAGAAGGACUACGAGUGCAAAGACUGCGGCAAGACCUUCAGCCGGGUGUACAAGCUCAUUCAGCACAAGCGCAUCCACAGUGGCGAGAAGCCCUUCGAGUGUCAGGACUGCGGGAAGGCCUUCAUCUGCGGCUCGAGCCUUGUGCAGCACAAGAGAGUCCACACGGGGGAGAAGCCCUACGAGUGCCAGGAGUGCGGCAAGGCCUUCACCCGCGUCAACUAUCUCACCCAGCAUCAGAAGAUCCACACGGGGGAGAAGCCUCACGAGUGCAAGGAGUGUGGCAAGGCCUUCCGCUGGGGUUCGAGUCUCGUGAAGCACGAGAGAAUCCACACAGGGGAGAAGCCGUAUAAAUGUACAGAAUGCGGGAAGGCCUUUAACUGCGGCUACCACCUCACUCAGCAUGAGAGGAUCCACACCGGCGAAACGCCUUACAAGUGCAAGGAGUGCGGAAAGGCCUUCAUCUACGGCUCGAGCCUCGUCAAGCACGAGCGCAUUCACACGGGGUUUAAGCCCUACGGGUGUCAGGAGUGUGGGAAGGCCUUCAGUCACGGCCACCAGCUGACACAGCAUCAGAAAACCCACACUGGUGAGAAGCCCUCUGAAUGUAAGGAAUGUGGAAAGGCCGCAUGUAACCAUGGAAACCAGCUUCGAGAGCACGAGAGGAUUCCCGCCGUUGAAAAGCCUUUUGCCUACAAAGGCCUCCCUUCGACAUUCGUUUCUUCCACGACGUGAGGAAGAUUAGUGAUGAGAGUGAAUGCAAGAAAGCCUUCCCUGGUCGCUCUUCUGCUUAUAGACUGUCAGAAGUCGUGUGAGCGGUGAAUUUGGAGAAAUCGCUUUUUCUUAUUGAUCACAGCAUACUCAGCUGUCAGCGGUUAUCUCCUGGAUUAGGUUGGUUUCAAGGAGCGCAUAGAAACCUUCCAGCACCGCUUCAUCUCUGUUGUAUUUCAGAUGUGUUCUAAGGUGAAACUGUGCUAGUGGAACGUGUGUGGAAGAGCUUUUCUUGUGGUACUCACCCCAACCUCUUAGCACCACCCUCCCACCUCUCACUGCCUGAGAGACGCUGGGAAAAGGAGCUCUUACCCGCUGUGCUUUAUUCGUGAGGUGGGGAUAAUCACACCUACCUAAUACUACUGUUGUGGUGAUUAGAUGAGUUUGGUACAUGUGAACUCCCGGAACAUGUAUCUGGAAUAUUGUGUAAGCUCAAUAAAUAUUAGCUGCUGUUGUUGUUCUCAUUAGCAUUAGCAUUGCUAUUAGUUAUUACAGGAAGACAUCCUGUAGGGGCAGUGAGUUGAGAAGUCUAUCCGAGUUCUGUAAGAAAAUGUAGGGACUUCCUUAGUGGUCCGGUGGUUAGGACUCCGUGCUUCCACUGUGGAGUCUGCAGGUUCAGUCCCUGGUCAGGGAACUAAGAUCCCACAAGCCACAUGGUGCAGCCAAAAAGAAGAAGAAGAAAAUAGAGGAGAUUGCCAUAACCAUGGGGUGGGCAACAUUUCCUAGUACACAGAAAACUCGCAACCGAAAACAAAAAGUUAUUAAGUUGGAAGUUAUCUAAAGUUCAAAGUUCCGGUCAUCAAGUGGCAUCAUGAAGGUGAUGAAAAAGCAAGAAGCAAACUGGGAGAAGACAUUUACCUAAAUCUGACGAAGGAUUCACAAAGGAUAAAAAGAAUAAUUCAAGUCAAUAAUAAAACAGCAAAUCAAUUAAAAGGUGAAGGGAGGGGCUUCCCUGGCAGUCCAGUGGUUAGGACUCCACCGUUUCACUGCCAAGGGCAUUGGUUCAGCCCCUGGUUGGGGGACUAAGAUCCCACAAGCUGCACAGUGCGGCCAAUAAAAAUAAUAAAUACAAGGUGGAAGGAGAAUUAGGCAAACAUGUGAGAUCACCAAAUGUCAAGUAAGUUGAGAUGAGUUAAAUGUUAUCACUCCAGGGAUAUGCAAAGUCAGAUUGCCCUGGAAGUCACUAGACACCAGAAUGGCUGAUAUUGAAAUUACAUAUGAGCCAGUGUCUUUGCUGGAUGUUCACAUAUGGCCUGUUGAAGGAACAGAACCAGCACACUGGACCUCUUCAGGUCCUGGAGGUCCCAAAGCAGGGGAUUGGGAGGGUUGGGGAGGCCAGUGCUCCAGAGAUGCAAGUGGAUUUGCCCUGGGGGAGGGGCUGGGGCCCAGGGUCAAGUCCUGAGUGUGGAGGGAGCAGGUAGACUCAGAAGGGACCUGAGCUGUCUUAAGAGUUGUCAUUCAGUCACUCAGUUGUGUCUGACUCUUUGCAGCCCCAUGGUCUGCAGCACACUAGGCUUUCCCUGUCCUUCACCGAUUGCCAGAGCUUGCUCAAACUCGUGUCCAUUGAGUCGGUGGUGCCAUCCAACCACCUCAUCCUCUGUUGUCCCCUUCUCCCACCUUCAAUCUUUCGCAGCAUCAGGGUCUUUUCCAGUGAGUCAGCUCUUCUCAUCAGGUGGCCAAAGUAUUGGAGGUUCAGCUUAAAUAUCAGUCCUUCCAAUGAAUAUUCAGGGCUGAUUUCCUUUAGGAUGGACUGGUUUGAUCUCCUUGCUGUUCAAGGGACUCUCAAGUCUCCGACACCACAAUUCAAAAGUGUCAAUUCUUCGGUGCUCGGCCUUUAUUGUCCGACUCACGUCCGUACGUGACUAUUGGAAAAACUAUAACUUUGACAAUAUGGACCUUUGUCGGCCGUCUUAAGAGGGUCAGUCCUAAGUGAAGAUGGGGAUUGACUUGGGGAAAGGACUUGAGCCUGUGUGGGGAAUCUGAGAGUCUGGGCAGGGGAGAACUAGAGCCCACAGGAGUGAGUUUAAUAAGCUUGGAGCAGGGCUCACGGGCAUGGGUGGUGGAGCAGCCAGAGCUCAGACAGGUCUGGGAGACUGGAGAAAAGGAGAGAGUCCUGGAGAGGGAGCCUUUGAGAGCUGGAGGACUCGAAUGCCGUGGAUGAAUACAGCUUGGGAAACCUGGGAUGAGAGCUAAAGCCUAUGGGAGAACUGUGGCACAGGGUGUCUGGGUGGUUAGAGUCCAGAGGUGUGCCCUGUGAAGGCCAACAGAGGAUCCCGAACCCAGCUGAAGCCGGGCUUACGUGUGGCAUAUCUCAGCGUUGAGGUUACAGCUCCAUUAAAGCUGUUUUGUCCUUGGGUUAUGUAUAUCUUAAGGGCUUCCCAGGUGGUGCUAGUGGUAAAGAACCCACCUGCCAACAUAGGAGAUGUAAGAGACAUGGGUUUGAUCCCUGGGUCAGGAAGAUCCCCUGGAGAAGGAAAUGGCAACCCACUCCAGUGUUCUGGCUUGGGGAAUCCCAUGGACAGAGGCGUCAGGGGGGGCUACAGUACAUGGGGUUGCAAAAGAAACAUGGCUGAGCGACAAAACUAAAAAUCCUUAUCUUCAUUUAAUGAGGUUCACUUGCAAAUUCCUCUGGCGCCAUCUGUAGGCUGGUUAGAGUAUCUUCAUCAAAAGGAGAAUUGAUUUCCUGCCUUUGGACAGAGCGAUCUUUUUGUGUGUUUACUGCUUAAUUGCCUUCAGCUCAAAAUAACUUUUAUGUCAGGUAUAUUUUAGGAUGAUGUACCUGGUUUCCUUCAAUUAUGAUACAGGCAUUGUUUGCAAUAAAGAAAGCCAUGAAGUAUUUUUGUAUGUGUUCUUUUUGUAUAUCAUACCGUUUUAUACUGUUUAUGAAUUAGUUUAAUUUAGGUUUGUUUGCUGUGAGUCAAUGUGUGUGUGUGUGCAUGCGUGCUAAGUCGCUUCAGUCAUGUCCAAUUCUUUGUGACCCCAUGGACCGAAUGACAGCCUCC